AUGGAAAAAUCUGAUCUGCUAUGGGUAAUGUGGGUUCAUGGGAUUUAUAUGCACAAUGAUGAGGAUUUCUGGACAUAUGUACCACCAAAUGACAGCAGUUGGUACUGGAGGACACUGCAUAAAAUGAAGCAUAGAAUGAUAUCUUGGUAUUCAGAUGACCACUACUGCUUAAAUUCAUCAGGGAAAUACUCAGUAGUGGGAGGCUACGAGGAACUAAUAGGAGAUGGAGCAAAAGAGCCAACAGCUAAUCUCAUAUGGACUAAACUAGCACUGCCUAAACAUAGAUUCAUACUAUGGUUAGCAACACAGAGAAAAAUGACCUUGCAAAGAGUCCCCUGCAAUUAUCCACAAACAACAGUGACAUUCCAGAUCGACCAAGGCUCUAAUCCUAGCUAUUUUAGCUGUGUGAUUGAGUUUCAAAAUGGAGAAGGAGACCUUAAUUCUGUAGAACUUCGAGCCACUAGCUCAGAUCAGUGGCUACAAAUGAAACAAUCAUGGGGUGCAAACUGGAAAAUUGAAUUGCCUCCACAAAUAAAACCUCCAUUUUCAAUUAGGCUGACUACUUUGGAUUCCAAGAAGACACUUGUUGCAGAUGAUGUGAUUCCAGUGGAUUGGGCACCUGGCAAAUCCUAUCGUUCACUUGUCAACUUUUGA
Messenger RNA from Lycium barbarum (goji berry), 654 nucleotides. RefSeq names its product putative expansin-B2. Gene Ontology annotation, biological process: sexual reproduction. The record is from RefSeq and is a predicted model, not a curated record. Bases 1 to 654 code for a protein of 217 amino acids. NCBI's taxonomy places the organism in Eukaryota, Viridiplantae, Streptophyta, Magnoliopsida, Solanales, Solanaceae. Gene Ontology annotation, cellular component: extracellular region. The transcript has 3 exons.